UUUCUAGAAAAUCAAGGCAACCAAAAUGGGUUCUUGAGCAAAUAUUGUUUGAAAGCCCUAGAACUCAAAAUGUCCCUCUUUCUGUUCAUGUUCCUUGUAUUUGGUACUGGGUUUUCUGAAUCUGCUUCCAAUGCUUUAAAACCAAGAAAACUAGCUGCUGAUUCUCUUUGUCCAUUCAACUUUGUUGAGCUUAGAGCAAUGGCCAAGAACAGCUCUCCAGGGCUGAACCAAAAGUUUAUCGAUGUCCCAACAGAGUGCUAUUACCUUCUUCAGUCAAUUCGUAUAGUUCGAUCCCAAUACCUUCAAAGCACUGGCUUUUUUACUAUUCCUCCUAGCGCCUCUGAUGCUUGUUGGGAUUCAUAUCAGAUCGGCAUUAACGAAGACCUAACUGUGUUCGAUGUAAGAUCCAAUUGUGAGGUUCAAACUGGUUGGAUUUCAAAUAGUUGUAUGAAUAUCUCAACUCGGGCAGAGUUUGAAGCCUUAAUUUCUGAACCGCAAUUACAAGAAAUCAGGCGUUUAUGCAAUCAAUCCCUUGGGGACAAUACAACUUGUGCGUCGUGUGUAGCUAGCUUGUCAGGUAUCCAAGAGGCCUAUUUUCAUGGCACCGGAAUUGGGAAUGUCACAGAUUGUACCGGGUACCCAUUCAUGUAUGCUGCAGCUUUUGCUAAUCAGUUUGGGCCAAUUGAUUUAGGGACUGCGAAGUGUUUGUUCUCGAUUGAUCUCGUUGUAGCUGUUAAAAGUACCAAGAAGGACAACCCUUUACCUGGAGGGGUUGUGAUAGGAUGUGUUAUUAGCUUCUCGGGGGUAGUUGCUGUGUUAUGCUUUCUUUGGAGAUGGCACAAGCAAAGGAGGACGAAGAAAGAAUAUGUUGAUAGAAGCGCGAUAAGUUCAGCUUCAGCUUUGGGAUUGAUUAGUGAAAGUAUUACUUUGGUCAAGUUCACAAUUCAGGAAAUGAAAGAGGCUACUAGAAAUUUCUCUAGGGGGAAUCUAAUUGGAAAAGGAGGAUAUGGGAAUGUUUAUAGAGGCAUUCUAAAAGAUGGGUCUGAAGUUGCAUUGAAAAGGUUCAAAAAUUGUUCUAUUUCUGGGGAUGCAGUAUUUACACAUGAAGUAGAGGUGGUUGCUAGUGUUAGGCAUGUUAACCUUGUUGCAUUCAGAGGGUAUUGCACUGCAACGGAUCCUCUAGAAGGGCACCAGAGAAUAAUGGUGUGUGAUUUGAUGCGUAAUGGAAGCCUCUAUGACCAUCUUUUUGGAUCACAGGAAACAAGGCUUAGUUGGCCGAUUCGUAGAAAGAUUGCACUUGGAACGGCACGCGGAUUGGCUUAUUUACACAAUGCUGCUCAGCCGGCUAUCAUCCACAGAGACGUUAAAGCCAGUAACAUUCUUUUAGAUGAGGCAUUUGAACCAAAACUCGCAGAUUUUGGCUUGGCAAAGUUCACACCAGAUGGAUUGUCACAUUUGAGUACUAAAGUGGCUGGCACCCUUGGUUAUGUUGCCCCGGAAUAUGCUUUGUAUGGGCAAUUAACAGAGAGAAGUGAUGUAUUCAGUUUUGGGGUUGUGCUUCUUGAGCUAUUGAGUGGGAAAAAUGCAGUUUUGUCUUUUGAUGGGGGUCAAGCUCAGCUUUUGACAGAUUGGGCUUGGUCACAAGUGAGGGAGGAUAGAGUGAUGGAUGUUAUUGAGAAAAGUAUUCCUGAGUUGGGCUUGCCUGAAGUGAUGGAAAAUUAUGUUCUGAUUGCUGUUCUGUCCACUCAUCCGCAGUUAUAUGCUAGGCCAACUAUGGAACAGAUUGUAAAUAUACUGGAAACUAACCAUGCUAUGGUUCCCCAGAAUCCAGAUCGCCCACUAUCAUUUGUAGCAAAAAUAUGUGAAAUUGAGAGAUCACUUACAUGUACUCGCUCGGGUUCUUCCUGUAGCUUUGUUGAUCAGCAGCCAUUACACUUUGACAACCUGCAUUCCAGUUUUAGACCACAGGGAAGAUGAGGAAGCUACACUUACACGUGUAGAGUAAACUACUUGGAGCUUGCUUCUUCUUUUGGUAAUUGAAGGAUUAUCUUUAGCAUGGUACACUCAAGUCAUGCCCCAAAUUUACUUGCAUAUUAGAGUUCUUGUUGCAAUUUUAACCAUACACAAGAGCCAGCUAAUUUAUUGCAGAGAAUUAGAGCUUGUAUUAUAAUUUUUUUUUUUUUCUUUCUCUUUCUAUACCAUGUCUUAAUUGUACUAAUAUAAUUUGAUCCCAAACUUGUAAGUUAAAUAGCUUGUAACUGCAGAAUCUAGCGCGCGCGCGCACACACAUAUAGAUUUCAGAGUGGCAUGUUCAAUGUCAUACUGAAGAAAGUUGGGUGAAAUUUAUUUUUGUAGUCACUGUUUGGGAUAAAAGCAAUGAUAAUUAGUCAUCUAAAAAUAGCGAAUCAACAUAUGGAAAAUUAUGUAGAAGCUUGGAAAUAGUUGUUUGUCUACAUAAAUGUUCAUUUACUUCACUACUGUGAGAACUU
This is a messenger RNA of Cornus florida, 2489 nucleotides long. Its product is annotated as probable LRR receptor-like serine/threonine-protein kinase RKF3. Gene Ontology annotation, molecular function: protein kinase activity; ATP binding. The transcript has a single exon. Gene Ontology annotation, biological process: protein phosphorylation. Bases 70 to 1977 code for a protein of 635 amino acids. The record is from RefSeq and is a predicted model, not a curated record. NCBI's taxonomy places the organism in Eukaryota, Viridiplantae, Streptophyta, Magnoliopsida, Cornales, Cornaceae.